UUCAUUUUUUAUCAUCUCGGCAACAUUCAUAUUCAGAAGACUUAUUCAAUGGCAUGGAAAAUGACAAAAGCGGUCCAGCGAAUCUGGCCAGCACGACAGCACCAGAAUCCGAAGGCCUGGUCUUCCUUACCCUUGGCGAUGGAGACUUCUCGUUUUCGCUUGAUUUCGCGAAAUGGCUGGCAACCAACAAAACUUUUGGGGAUCAAAACGGGUCUUUGCAAUUAAUCGCUACGGUAAUUGACUCUCUCGAAGAAAUAAAGCAAAAAUACAAGAAUGCUUCGUUUCUGCUAAAAAAAUUGGAAAAAUUUUGUGAACUUUCUCGUUUGACGGCUACGACCUGUUUCAACGUAAACGCUGUUGAUGCUUACGACCAGAAUGCAAAUGCACUUAAAGGGUUCGGGGGCGCUGAUCGAGUAAUCUUCAAUCACCCCCAUCUUGGAACAGAAAGCGCCACCCUUCAUUUUCAUUUUCUAUGCCAUCUAUUUCAUACCGUCAAAGAAACUUGGAUGAAAUCUGGAGGCCUAUUCCAUUUGACUUUGGCGGCUGGGCAGUAUUCAAGGUGGAAGUGUGAACAGGCGGCAGAGCGACAUGGCAUGGUGGUUUUAGAUCGCUGCGAUUUCCAACCACCUCAUGUCUCCGAACCCUACUACCACUUCCGUAGACAUCAAAGUGGCAAGAGCUUUGCGAAUCGGACUGCCGGUAAAAGUGAAACAAUAACGUAUGCAAGACGAUAUGACAGAGAAAAAUUAUGUGCAUCCUCCUGGCAACCCUGCUGGUACGACGAGAGUAUCAAAAAAAUUGAAAGAACUGAGAUGAAAUGUCCCCAUUGCGAUAAAAUGUUUUUAGAAGAAAGGUCGGUCAAGAAUCAUGUCAUGGCCAAGCAUCCGCACGAUAAGAAACGAAGACGAGAUGGAGCUGUUUUUUCCUGCCUCCAGUGCGAACCUUGUCGGAUUUUCGAGAACCAGAGAGCGCUAGACGAUCACACACAAGCAAAGCACCAGGCUGUGCAUUUGGAUUUGCUUCCGGACUGGUCAAACAUUACGAAGGACACCUCUACGUGUGAUACGCAAACCUCUUGCGAGAUUUGCGACAUGGUGUUAGAUCCAAAACUCGACUCCUCCGCCCACCACAUUCAAGUGUUCACGCCAGUAAAUCUUGCCCAGGCAAUAAGAUUGGCAGAGCGCUUUAAAUGCGUUUAUUGCUGCAAAAGCUUUCAAGAACAGCGCGCGCUUCGGCAGCAUGAGAAUUUUUGCCGAGACUAGCCGUAAAGCAAUGUUUGGUAUGGUGCAGGUCUUCCAUCUUCCCUAGAUUAUUAUUCAACAAAUUAUGGAAACACUAUGAUGGAGAGAGAAAAGGCGUGAAGGCGAAAUUAAAAAAGAUACUCAAAGGAGGCAAAUGGUACAUGUAAACCUUCAAUAAUGCAACAUCAAUCGCUUGUUGGAUCUCCACCGCCUUGCUCUGAUGAAAAAUCAAAUUGUGCUUCUCCUGAGGUUGAAUAUAAGUUCGGGCUUUCGCCGAAUUCUGGCGCAGAAUGGGAAGAAUAGGGAUUUGAAGUAUUCAGGGGAGUUGGCUGCUGAUCAUGCGCUUG
This is a messenger RNA of Phaeodactylum tricornutum CCAP 1055/1, 1588 nucleotides long. RefSeq lists its product with no specific name. Gene Ontology annotation, biological process: rRNA base methylation. The transcript has a single exon. Bases 54 to 1262 code for a protein of 402 amino acids. The record is from RefSeq and is a predicted model, not a curated record. Gene Ontology annotation, molecular function: rRNA (uridine-N3-)-methyltransferase activity. Lineage: Eukaryota; Bacillariophyta; Bacillariophyceae; Surirellales; Neidiaceae. Gene Ontology annotation, cellular component: cytoplasm.